GGAGACGUUUCAAAGAUGGCGAUAAUCUGUGUUAUUAACGUGUGAACGUAACAACGCCGGACUGUUCUACGGCGAAAAUAAUUGAAAUAACACAAGAAUUUCAUACUCCAAGUGCGCCUGAAAGUAUCCUUCCAUCGAAUGUGAUCCUGUGGGGAGUUCGCGAUUGUAUCAGACAAGAGUGAAGAAUACAAGUACAAAAUGUCUAAAACUGACGAAAACGUGUCCCCCGGGGACACUGGGGAAAACUCCAAUGAUUCUUCGGCGGAAACAACGUCUUCGAGAGGUGGAGGAGACUUCGAAACAAAGAUCGAGACCGACCGAAGCAAGCGUUUCGAUUAUCUGCUAAAGCAGACCGAGAUUUUCUCGCAUUUUAUGACAAAUCACCAGAAGGACAAGAGUCCUUCGAAAGUUAAGGCAGGUAGACCCAGAAAGCAACCUGAGGGCGGCCUCCCUCCUCCGAAGGCGCCUGCAGCUGGAGCCUCACAAUCAGCGAAAGAUGCCGCAGAUCACAGACAUAGUAAAACCGAAGAAGAGGAAGACGAAGAAUUGCUUGCUGAUGCCAAUAUCACCGUCGCACCUACGACUCGCUUCGAGGCCUCGCCAAAUUACAUCAAGAAUGGAGAAUUACGAGAUUAUCAAAUUCGGGGGUUGAACUGGAUGAUUUCUCUUUACGAGAAUGGAAUCAACGGCAUCCUGGCUGACGAGAUGGGUCUGGGAAAAACACUUCAGACUAUAUCUUUACUUGGAUACAUGAAGCACUUCCGCAACGUGUCAGGUCCUCACUUAGUCGUUGUUCCGAAAACCACCCUCGCCAAUUGGAUGAACGAGUUCAAGAAAUGGUGUCCAACCUUAAGAACCGUUUACCUCAUCGGAGACAUCGACACGAGGAACACUUUCAUCCGUGACGUAAUGCUGCCAGGAGAAUGGGACGUGUGUGUAACCUCCUACGAAAUGGUUCUCCGUGAGAAGUGGGUAUUCAAAAAAUUUAACUGGCGCUACAUGGUAGUCGACGAAGCACACAGACUGAAGAACGAGAAGUCGAAGCUCUCCGAAAUACUCCGAGAAUGCAAAACGGCAAAUCGUCUUCUCCUGACCGGAACGCCCCUCCAAAAUAAUCUCCACGAAUUGUGGUCUCUCCUCAAUUUCCUUCUGCCCGAUGUAUUCAAUAGUUCGGACGACUUUGACUCUUGGUUCAACACCAACAGCUUCUUGGGAGACAAUUCCCUCGUUGAGAGAUUGCACGCUGUCCUCAGACCUUUCCUUCUCCGACGUCUGAAAUCCGAGGUAGAGAAGGGCCUAAAACCCAAGAAAGAAAUGAAAGUUUACAUUGGACUCAGCAAAAUGCAAAGAGAGUGGUACACGAAAGUCCUGAUGAAAGAUAUCGAUAUUGUGAAUGGCGCUGGAAAAAUCGAGAAAAUGAGGCUUCAAAAUAUUCUCAUGCAGUUGCGUAAAUGUUGCAAUCAUCCGUAUCUUUUUGAUGGCGCUGAACCUGGACCCCCUUACACGACUGAUCAUCACUUGGUUCACAAUUGCGGCAAACUCGUGAUUCUUGACAAACUUUUGCCGAAACUCCAGGAACAGCAAUCGAGGGUUUUGAUUUUCAGUCAGAUGACAAGAAUGCUGGAUAUUUUGGAGGACUAUUGUCACUGGAGAUGCUUCAAUUAUUGCCGUCUGGAUGGUAAUACGGCUCACGAAGAUCGUCAGCGUCAAAUUAACGAGUUUAAUGCUCCUGGCAGUGAGAAAUUUCUUUUUAUGUUGUCAACUCGAGCUGGUGGUUUGGGUAUCAAUUUGGCGACUGCUGAUGUUGUUAUUAUUUAUGACUCUGACUGGAAUCCGCAAAUGGAUUUGCAGGCGAUGGAUCGUGCUCAUCGAAUCGGUCAACAGAAGCAAGUACGCGUUUUCAGAUUCAUCACUGAAAACACGGUGGAAGAAAAAAUCGUGGAACGUGCUGAAGUAAAGCUUCGAUUGGACAAACUUGUCAUUCAACAAGGCAGAUUGGUUGAUGCGAAACAGACGGCAUUGAACAAGGACGAGAUGCUCAAUAUAAUCAGGCAUGGUGCCAAUGAAGUCUUCGCUUCCAAGGACAGUGCCAUAACUGAUGAAGAUAUCGACACGAUUCUCCAGAAGGGAGAGAACAAAACCGAGGAGCUGAAGCAGAAGCUCGAAAGCUUGGGAGAGUCAUCUCUCCGUAAUUUUACGGUCGAUGCGCCGACGGAUUCCGUUUAUCAAUUCGAGGGUCAGGACUACCGAGAAAAGCAGAAGAUUCUGGGCGUUGGUAACUGGAUCGAACCGCCCAAACGUGAAAGGAAAGCUAAUUAUGCGGUAGAUGCCUACUUCAGGGAAGCGCUCAGAGUUUCUGAGCCGAAGGCUCCGAAAGCACCACGACCUCCUAAACAGCCUAUCGUCCAAGACUUCCAGUUCUUCCCGCCGAGACUUUUUGAACUUCUGGAUCAAGAAAUUUACUAUUUUAGACAGACAGUUGGAUACAAGGUUCCAAAGAAUCCAGAAUUAGGGUCUGACGCAGCGAGAAUUCAGAAAGAGGAGCAGCGCAAGAUAGACGACGCUCAACAACUUUCUGAUGAGGAAAUCGCAGAGAAGGAAAGCCUGCUUACGCAGGGUUUCACCAACUGGACAAAACGAGAUUUCAAUCAGUUUAUAAAAGCAAAUGAAAAGUAUGGUCGCGAUGAUAUUGAGAACAUUGCAAAGGAAGUCGAAGGCAAAACGCCUGAAGAGGUGAUGGAGUACUCGGCUGUAUUCUGGGAACGUUGUCAUGAACUUCAGGAUAUCGACAGAGUUAUGGCGCAAAUCGAGCGAGGAGAGGCAAAAAUACAAAGACGAGCUGGCAUCAAAAAAGCCCUCGACGCUAAAAUGGCGAGGUACCGAGCUGCCUUCCACCAAUUGAGAAUAGCUUACGGAACCAACAAGGGCAAAAAUUACACCGAAGAGGAGGAUAGAUUCUUAGUUUGCAUGCUGCACAAACUCGGUUUUGACAAGGAGAACGUCUACGAAGAAUUGAGAGCGACCGUUAGGUCCGCUCCCCAGUUCCGUUUUGACUGGUUCGUAAAAUCAAGAACAGCCCUGGAAUUGCAGAGAAGGUGUAACACGCUCAUCACUCUAAUUGAACGAGAGAAUCAGGAACUCGAAGAGCGGGAGAGACAGGAAAGGAGGAAGAAAGGAGGAAACGCGGGUACUAAACCAACCUCGAAACGUAAAAGUGAAAACUUACCAGCGCCUCAGCCUAGAAAGAAAAAGAAGUAGAUGUGAAUCGUCAUCCAUUUUCUUGCACUCACCCAACCGGACCAAAAGAGUAAUUUAUGUAUUUGAUAUAAAAGCGUAGGCGCGUAGUUUAAAAGUUGAAAAGCUUGGGACUGUGUGGGUGGGGGUGAGAGGUUUUUUUUAUACAUGCGUUCUCUUUUUCCUCGCGCAAUUGCAAUGUUCUCUUAAUUUCAUAUGAUUCGUUCAUUCAGCUUCUGUUUUAAAAGGCUGAGGUUGAAUUGAUGGUUACGAUUCUGAACCUAUGUUUAGUUGAUUGCAGUAUUUAAGAAUUUUUCACCUUAAUUAACGUACUUUCUGUGCAACGACUGUAAGAUGAAAGAGGGAAUACAAAACGAUUUGCAUCUUA
Molecule: messenger RNA, 3622 nt
Organism: Belonocnema kinseyi
Lineage: Eukaryota; Metazoa; Arthropoda; Insecta; Hymenoptera; Cynipidae
Gene: Iswi
Product: chromatin-remodeling complex ATPase chain Iswi
Exons: 5
Coding region: 199-3258 (1019 amino acids)
Biological process (GO): regulation of transcription by RNA polymerase II; nucleosome organization
Cellular component (GO): nucleus; chromatin
Molecular function (GO): ATP binding; DNA binding; nucleosome binding
Source: RefSeq, a predicted model, not a curated record